This is a messenger RNA of Colletotrichum phormii, 530 nucleotides long. RefSeq lists its product as uncharacterized. NCBI's taxonomy places the organism in Eukaryota, Fungi, Ascomycota, Sordariomycetes, Glomerellales, Glomerellaceae. The coding region runs from base 141 to 413 and encodes 90 amino acids. The transcript has a single exon. The record is from RefSeq and is a predicted model, not a curated record.
GGCCCACGAUCUACUCAUUGGGUAUUGAUUCAUUGACUGACUUGAAGCAGUUGCAUCCCUCCGUCUUUAGACCCCAAUAGCUCUACGCACCUAAGCAUGUCUCGAUAAUCUACAGACCAGUCAGAGUUGCCCCGAACCGAAUGUCACCAGUAAUUAGUAUCCCGCCAGCAAUCAACCAACUCGGGUGGACGCUCCCAAUCCGGGCCCGGCACGGCGCUUGGCACUUUGACUGCUUCUCCUGCGGCCUCUGCCAAUCGAACGAGGCCGUGGGCUGCACUUCACAUGCACGUGGACAACCCGAGCCCAUGCUGCCCAGCCACCCUAGCCCGACCCAGAACUUGGGGUAUGGAUUAUCUCUUGGACGGAAACGGUCGGUCAGAGAACCAACUCUUUCUCCCUGGCGCUCACAGUAACACAGUGCUUUCUUCUUGGAGAGAUUCCACAAGGACGAUCGACCUUGACACGUGUACGGAAUGGCGUUGGCCUGAUAUCCGGUCCUCUUUUUGGAACAUCAACUUACGAAAGUGAGG